AUGAUAUGGGAUGACCUCGAGAUGUUCUGGAAGUCGCAAGGCGACGGGACGUUCUUCGUAGGCGGACCGCCCACCGACCGCGGGGGUUAUUUCAAGAACUACUGCUUGAGUAUCGGCGCCUCCGUCACCAACUGGGCACCGAACAAUAGAAACAAGAACAUUACAGUGAACGAAGCAAACCGGCGCAACCUGAAGUUGAAUGGGCAAGCUCCCCCUCGCACGCCGAAGCCGUAG
Anthostomella pinea is the source of this 234-nucleotide messenger RNA. Lineage: Eukaryota; Fungi; Ascomycota; Sordariomycetes; Xylariales; Xylariaceae. The record is from the annotation of a GenBank genome assembly.